This is a messenger RNA of Mesocestoides corti, 465 nucleotides long. Lineage: Eukaryota; Metazoa; Platyhelminthes; Cestoda; Cyclophyllidea; Mesocestoididae. The record is from the annotation of a GenBank genome assembly.
AUGCAACGUGUUAGGUGUUUCUCCUCCGGUAAAAUUCUCGGUUGCAAUGUUCAACUAGGUUCCUGCGGAGGCCCGAAAACUUUUUCGUACGACCCCUUUUAUAUUAGUCGCAAGCCUCCUAUUCCCCUUUACCCUAAGCUCCAGUUUUGCCUCAAAGGUUAUGAUUUCCCGAUGCUGGAGAGAUAUGAAAAGUAUAUCGCCCGUGUUCUAAAGCGUUGGGCAGCAGCAGUAGACUCAUUCCCUCUCCCUCCAAAGAAGACUUUAUACAAGCUUUAUUAUCCCAACUCUACAAAAGUGAGAGUGGACUUCGAUUUAAGUCUCUAUUGCCGUAUUGUUUGUGCCGAGAAAAUAAAAACCGUGGACCUCCCCAUCAUCUUCGAUCUUUUUCAACAAAACCUCCCAGAAGGUAUUCACCUCACAGUCGAAGAGGUGCGUUUUUUUACUAUCAAUAGCGGUUGUCUUUAG